AGACAACCUCUUCUUUCCUGCUUCCCUCGCCGUGAAGAUGGCGCUCUCCAGGGUGUGCUGGGCUCGGUCGGCCGUGUGGGGCUCGGCAGUCACCCCUGGACAUUUUGUCACCCGGAGGCUGCAACUUGGUCGCUCUGGCCUGGCUUGGGGGGCCCCUCGUCUCUUUGAUCUUCCUUGUAGGUCUUCAAAGCUUCACCUUUCUCCAAAGGCAGAUGUGAAGAACUUGAUGUCUUAUGUGGUAACCAAGACAAAAGCGAUUAAUGGGAAAUACCAUCGUUUCUUGGGUCGUCAUUUUCCCCGCUUCUAUGUCCUGUACACAAUCUUCAUGAAAGGAUUACAGAUGUUAUGGGCUGAUGCCAAAAAGGCUAGAAGAAUAAAGACAAAUAUGUGGAAGCACAAUAUAAAGUUUCAUCAACUUCCAUACCGGGAGAUGGAGCAUUUGAGACAGUUCCGCCAAGACGUCACCAAGUGUCUUUUCCUAGGUAUUAUUUCCAUUCCACCUUUUGCCAACUACCUGGUCUUCUUGCUAAUGUACCUGUUUCCCAGGCAACUACUGAUCAGGCAUUUCUGGACCCCAAAACAACAAACUGAUUUCUUAGAUAUCUAUCAUGCUUUCCGGAAGCAGUCCCACCCAGAAAUUAUUAGUUAUUUAGAAAAGGUCAUCCCUCUCAUUUCUGAUGCAGGACUCCGGUGGCGUCUGACAGAUCUGUGCACCAAGAUACAGCGUGGUACCCACCCAGCAAUACAUGAUAUCUUGGCUCUGAGAGAGUGUUUCUCUAACCAUCCUCUGGGCAUGAACCAACUCCAGGCUUUGCACGUGAAAGCCUUGAGCCGGGCCAUGCUUCUCACAUCUUACCUGCCUCCUCCCUUGUUGAGACAUCGUUUGAAGACUCAUACAACUGUGAUUCACCAACUGGACCAGGCUUUGGCAAAGCUGGGGAUUGGCCAGCUGACUACUCAGGAAGUAAAAUCGCUGCUUCUUAUCACCUCUGAGAAAUGAAACAAACAAAGAUGAGAUACGUCCACAGCCUAAGAAUCCUGUCAUGCUUGUUUUCUUUGCAAAAAUGUUAAGAGACAGGGUCUCACUCUGUGACCCAGGCUGGAGUGCACUGGUGUGAACUCAGCUCACUGCAGCCUUGACCUCCUGGACUCAAGAGAUCUUCCUACCUCAGCCUCCCAAGUAGCUAGGAGUAGAGGUGUGAGCCACCGUGCCUGGCCGUGCGCUCUUUGCUUACUCUGUUGAUGGAGGAGGGUUGUGGAACUGGAGAGUGUUCACAACCACAGGGAAUCCACCCCUGAAUGGGCCUCCCAUGUUCAGUGGCACCCACACCUCACCCUGCUGACCCUGGUGUAGAUAUACUAUCUCAGGCCAACUUGGACUGACCUGGCAUUUAAUCCCAGCCUGGCUGCAGGCACACGCUUCUGGGUCACAAUACAGUCGGCAGUCACAACCACAUUCUUCCCGUGACAGGCGGAUGGCUCGAAGUUCUUGCUUCUCUUCAGCAUCAAUGCGGUGGACCCCAGAAGCCCUCAGCAGGGCCCGUCGCCGUUUGGUGGGCAGAGGCUGCAGGAAGAAGUAAUCAUCCACCUCCACGUUUUCCACAUCAAUGUCUUCAUCUGACACAUCAUCCAGCGUCAGGCCAUCGGCCUCCACCGACUCCACUGUCCCAUUCUUGGUCAGCUGCCAAGAGACAGGAAAGGUUAGCCUCAUAGACGUGAGCAGCAUGCACCUCCUCAGUGACCAUCCCAGAGCAGCACUGUCCCUUGAACUUUCUGCAAUCAUGGGAAUGUCUGUGCUGUCCAAAAUGAUGGCAGCUACUAGCACAUGUGGCUACUGAGCACUAGAAAUGCGGCAGUUGGAAAAAACUGUCAUUUUAUUUAUUUUUUUGAGAAAAAAGUCUCAUUCUGUCGUCCAGGCGGGAGUGCAGUGGUGCAAUCUCAGCUCACUACAACCUCCGCCUCCCAGGUUCAAGUGAUUCUCCUGCCUCCCAAGUAGUUGGGAUUACAGGCGUGAGUCACCACGCCUGGCUAUUUUUUUCUGUUUUCAGUAAAGACAGGGUUUCACUGUGUUGGCCAGGCUAGUCUUGAACUCCUGGCCUCAAGUGAUCCACACACCUCGGCCUCCCAAAGUGCUGGGGUCCACUGUGCCAGCCCAAUUUACAUAAUUUUAAUUAAAUAGCCGUAUGUGACUACUGGCUGCUGUAUUCACUAGCACAGGUCAAAAGAAUAAAUCCAGAGUGGGAAGAUGGGAAAUCUUACGCAUCAUCACCUUUCUGGGUCCAAGCUUCUCAAAAACCCGUCUCAUCUUCCCUCCUACACGAAAAUCUAUUUCCACAAACAUACCCUCCAUUUCCAGACAUGUGUCCCCUCAUUUACACUCACUUGCCUUCUAACACAGAGAGGAAAAGGUAUGUGAAUGACUGGAUGAUCCUUGGAUAUAUAGAAAAAUGUGAAACACCCUUCAACUUGCACCCACUGAAUGCAAAACUACCUUUUUGGAAAAAAAGGGCAAAUUAAAGUGUAGUAAAAGGCUA
Molecule: messenger RNA, 2534 nt
Organism: Symphalangus syndactylus (siamang)
Lineage: Eukaryota; Metazoa; Chordata; Mammalia; Primates; Hylobatidae
Gene: LETMD1
Product: LETM1 domain containing 1
Biological process (GO): intracellular monoatomic cation homeostasis
Cellular component (GO): mitochondrial inner membrane
Molecular function (GO): ribosome binding
Source: RefSeq, a predicted model, not a curated record